CGGAUUGGCUGCUAAAGAUACCAGGCUGUGUGCGCGCACCCUGGUUGGCUGCGGCUCUGCUGGCCAUUACGUUAUGCUUACUCCACACACACAGGCGGCAGGCAGCUGGAGAGAGAGGGAAGACGUAAUGGUUUGAUUCCCUGUGCACUUGCAAUGGUCGUCGUCUUGACAUUACUCGGCAGAUUCCUCACGCGGGAGGUGCAAUGAAGGUAGGUGAAUCAUCUCUGGUUUCUUCGUGGUUGAUUGGAGAUGCAGGUGUUUAGCACCCGAUCCUGCACCGACAGACAUUUGCCUCCAUCAUAAUAUCAAUUAAACGUGUUUGUUUGCGUUUACAAGGGAUUAAAUCAACAGGCUUGCGUUUUUAUUCAGCACCCCCCCCCCCUGAUUUGGACUUGUCAUCUUCACAGCUCCUUGCUGCCCUUGCAACCCUGUCAGUCAGAUUUUUUUAAUUUCCUGGCAAGCGUGCAACCCUGGCAAGGCUUCCCCUGCGUCUCUAGCCGUCCCGAUAAACAGUAGGUACAGUGUGUAGCCUUUUAAUGAGCCUACUCUGACCCCACUGUGGUAGUUCAGUGGACUAAAGCCGCUGCAGCGACGUCCAUUCAUCGUCAGGCUCUAAUCCGCUCUAAUGAGAUCCAGACAGAAAGAGAGAGAGAGAGAGAGAGAAAUGAGAGAGAGGGUGAGGGAGAUGUUUGGGGGAUGUCUCGGUGUGAUGAAGAGAGAUUCACCUCUCAGGUCCAAACUGAGCAGUGUCAGGAGUCUCCUGCUCUGUGAGGAGGAGGAGGAGGAGUGUGUAUGUUUGUGUGUAUGUUUAUGCUGCAGCACAAGGAGGAUGGGGGGGUUGGGAGAGCAGGUGAUGGUGCUGUCUCACAGCUCGAGCUCUGAGGACUGAUAACGAUGAAGAUGAUGGCGAUGAUGUCAUCGGUGCUGUGGUGGUGGCAGGUUUGUGGAGACACUCAUGGUGAAAGGUCAGGUAGAAGCAGGUCCGUCACUCCAACUUCACCUGCACCAUCAUCAUGGUUUAAAGAGCUUCAUACAUCAAUGUGACCCCCCCAUCAUGCAUCACAUUAAAGCAGAUGUUCUCUGUUGUCCAUAACCUUAGUCCUGUACUUCUCUGAGACUCAAAGGUCUGCCACUCUUCACUGUGAAACUUUGUAAUUUCUGUGCAAGUACAGAGGGUUUCCCCAGAGCAGCAGCUGCAAGCUAAGUAGCUGGCUGCUCUGCUCAGCCCGGUCAGAUAUUUUAAAACCUGAAUACUACCCAACACGAGGAGCUAUAAAAGAAAGGGACUAUCCAGGUCUGGCUGAAUCCUCCUUAAAGAAAUACGCAACUAACAAUUUUGGGUAAAUCAACCUCUCAUUUAUACCCAUGUCAGAACUGUAUAUUCCAGGGUUGCACCGAUCCGAUAUUUGGAUCGGAUAUCGGCUCCGAUAUUGACAAAUUAACUGGAUCGGAUAUCUGAUGAAUGAUGCCGAUCCAGCAUCCCGAUCCAGUCUUUUGUCUCUUUUAAUUAAUAUCAUACACAGCAGCACAGUGGUUCCGUUUAUUCUGUCUGCAGCUCUUACACACUAUGUCUGUCUGUCCUUUUGCACUAAACGUUUACAAAGAAGUCUUUCUUCUUCUUGCUGUGUGCUAAUGUGCAAUUUGUUAAUGAAUAAUAUUAAGUAAAUUUAUAUCUGUGUCAAUUUGUUACCUUUUUUUAACAAGGCUAAUGUCAAACCUGAUUGCCUUCACUCACAGGGCAAGGUAUACAGUUUAUUCAUUCAACAUUAGUAUUGGAUCGGUAUCGGAUUGGAUUGAAAAAAACUGGAUCGGUGCAUUUCUAGUAUAUUCCCUCUACAUUUUAAACACAACCUCUGCACUGUGACUGAAACAAAGAAACAUCCGUAACACAUCAACAUGAUAAGAAAGUCAGAAAAUACAGAGGUAGGUCAUGAUCAGUCUGUCCCAGACAUACUACUUCCAUUACUGGAGUGCAGAAAAUGAUAUCUGAAGCUGCUGUGGCUUCAACCUAACAGGGUUUCACUUGUUUCUCCGACAUGGAGAUUAAUAGAAGACAACAAACAUGGCAGCAGCACUAUAGGAAACCUUUCGAGUCACCUUUAAGUUGAGGUCAGAAUUAUUAUGGUAAAUUUCCUAGAAAAACAAGAAGACUCUUCAAUCACAUCAAAGCUAGACAAAUGUGUGUUUUCUGCAGAUGUCCUUGCACUUGUGUAAUAUCAUUUGAAUGCAGUAAGGUCAAGCAUUUGUCACUGUGGGAGGGCACCGUGGUUCAUUUCUCUGAGGCCCAUCAUCAUCACUCACUGUGUCCUGGGGAAACAAAAUGGACGAGAUGUUUUAUUGACUAAUCUGGUUUAAAAUGAAAAGCAGCUUUUCGGCCCCUGUGGGACAGGGUUGGCUAAAGUGGGUACAUGCAUACAUAUGAAACAGGAGAGACCUGCUGUACAGUAUAUCAUCAAUGCCAUUUUAAUCAGGGAUAGACCGAUUAGAUUGAAAUAUUCUGUUGUUGCAUACGAUGCAUUCAAAAUCCUCUUACCUUUUAAUUUCCCACACAUUCUGUACAUAGUGGACGCAAAUACUCUCGAACCUCAGAUGACUGUUGGAGUGAUGAAGUGUAUUCAUGAUCCCAAAGUAGAUGAUCACAUCAGAAGCUUUGGGAAGGGUCACAGCUGAUUCUUGUUGUUGUUGUAAAUUAGUCCAUCCUUGUUUUGAUAUUGCAGGACAGUCUGUGCAGCAGAAAUCUCUCUGUUUAUUAAUGCACCAAAAGAACUCUCCAGGCUAAAUCCUCUCCUGUCUUUGCAGUAAACUGUGCAAAUCUGUCCUUUUUGCAGACACAAAUUCAAACUUAGCUGGUGGCCGCCCAAGUUAUAUGUGCACAUCUCGUCGAGCAGACAUCGCUGAAGUAGUUGCAUAGGUCAAAUCUAGAGAAAAUAAUGCAUUUAUUGUUUCUAUUUUAAGGGCCAGAAGAAGGAAGCAGUGAAUUAGUCUGUUUCUAGUGUCAAUAUUGCUCCUGGACUCGGCAGUGAUGCAGCUGAAUUCCCCUCUCUCGCAGCGUGAGUGACAGUAUGAUGCCAGAGAAGAAGGAAAGAGGAAAGGAAAUGCAAGAGAGAGGGAGAUGGUGGAUGAUGGAGAGGAAGUGAAGAAGCUUGUAAAAAUAUAUGAGAGUGAACAAACUAUCAUAAAGCUGUCUGUUUGGUAUCUGCAGUGAUCACUACACAAUGCCUGAGGUUGCAUAUCAACAACGUGCACUGUAAGAUGAUGAAAGAUUUUCCUCCAUCGUACAGAUGCAGAUUCCCAAGUUUGAUUUCUGAGCAAAUGAGAUAGUGAGCGGGGGUGUGAUGAAAACGUUAAUUUUUUAAUGGGGCAGGAUCAUUCGAAAAAAACAUCUGAAUAUUCCUUUACUGAGUGCAUCUUUAAUUUAUCUACAUACAGCACACCAUGACAGAUAUUCUGUCCAUGUUAGCUUGAACUAGCAGCUGUAAUGUAAUUUAUCUCUACGUUUGGAAAGAGAGAAAUUUUAAAGCUCCUCUGACGAAUUUUUGUGUUGUGAUGAUUUUGGCGCCACUCAGAGACACAGACAUUAUCUCUCACCAUGUGAUCAUGAACUGUGAAAAUGAAAUAGGUGCUCUUUUAAUUUGAGUUUAUAUCAUUAAAAGUCAAAAACUACCAACAAGAGCUGUAAAACAGAUGAUUAAGGCAAACAGGGGUCAGAAUAAUCCAGCUUUUUGUCUCCAAUAUCAGUUAUUGAAGGAGCUCAGCCGGAUAAUGAGACUGCUGAGGUGUAAAAAUCUGGAGUGGUGACCAGGUUAACUCACCCAGUCGUUGUACCCAAUGCUGCAUUCGUGUAGUGUUGAACACAUCGGUGAAACGAGUUUCCAAGCUGGAAAAUGUCUGUGAACGCCUGCUGUAGUCGGAACAAGAACCCAGAAACUCAGGCAAGAAUUUACAAGAACGUCUAGACUCAUUACUAGAGAAGUUAUUUUUUGACAUUAGUUUGGUACACAACUCUCAAUAACAAGUCAGGUACAUAAAAUAAAGUAAUAUUGUCGUAUUUAUUUGCAUCCAGUAUUGAUUAAAAAGUCAGGUAACUUUAAAUCAACUCUCAGAAAUAUACAUACCUAAGUAGGACUGGGCAAUAAAACGAUAACAAUAUUAGGGCCCGACCGAUAUGGAUUAUUAGGAGGGAAAAAAUCCAAUUACCAAUUAAUCUGCCAAUUUUUUAUAAAGUUUUUAAAAUGUUGUUUAUUUAAGUAAUAUAUCUACAUAUUUACUCUUUUUUUUAACAAAUUGCUUCUUUUGAGCCUUUCAGACACUUCUUCAAAGACUUAAAGGGAGAAAACUCACUUCAUUCCUUUUUAUUGCUAAACAUUAAGCAUUUUUCUCAGUUGUGUUUACAUAAUAUGACUUACACUACACCCCUGGCUAUGUAUUUUAACUGUAAUAAAGAUGAUAAACAUAUUCUUUUCAGCUUAUUAUUCAGACUGUAGCAGGUGUGAGUCUGAUUAUUUUGUCAACCUCCAUCUUGUCGAACUCACACACUCGUCAUCCUCUAAAAUAAAUAGCCGAUAAAUAAACAAAAAUAAAGCUAACUCACAUACGUCAUAAAAAAGGAGGAACAUUUGAUAUACUGUAGGCUACUGCUCUUCACACCGACAGGAAGACUGACUGAUCAUCUCAGUAAUAUUCCACGUAUUUAUCAUGAAUCAAACUCGGACCAGAAAAGCGUUUUCAACUUUCAAUAUGCUUUCAAUAUUGACCAUUUCAAUAAUAAAAUGUUUCGGUAGACUAUACGAACAGCCGAUGAAAAGGGGAGUUAGUAGCAGGCUGAAGCUACACGCAAUCAUAGUGCUUUAACAGGUGAAGCCGACAGCACUGCUGGUGAGACGAAACGUCGAAGAGACACAAAGACCUCACAGAUGCAGAAGUUUACUGUACUGCAGAAAACAUGCUACCAAUAAGCACUGUUAUAUUUCAUUUUAGUAUAUUGUGAUAUAUAUCGAUAUCGACUGAUAUGAAAAAAAUAUAUUGUGAUGAGCUUUCUCCCAUAUUGCCCGGCCCUAUACCUUAGACGAAAGGACAAAUUAGAGACUAAAACCAUCAGAGGAGCACAGGAAUGCAGCUAAAGUCUUUUCUUUAACAUCUCAGACCUACCCAAAAAGAGCUUCUUCAGCUAAAUAACCCUUAUCCCAUCAGAAAGCUCCUUCUGAGCCAUCAAUCAGCUCAUCCACAAUCCACAGAUACCAGAAAAAUCCUCCACCGUUUUGUUUAAACGAGGGUUAAAGUCUUUCUUUCAUGCUAGACUUAAUUCAGCUCAAGUUAAACAUGCAGUCCCAACAUGACCCAUUUAGGCUCCAUCCCUGUACCAUAUGGUUACACCGUGUCUCUGUUCCGAUGCAAUUUUUGAGAUUUGAUCCUCAAAAGCUGAUUUUAUGAGGUCAGAACGCUGUUUGUCCGCAUGAGAGCUGCUUGAAGACUUUUUCUAUUUAAAUCUCUGCCUCUGUUUCCCCUCCCCUCUCCAUGUUUGUUUAUGUGCACUCUGAGGGCUGCUGGCAGCUCCUGUUUGAUGUUAAAAUCCAGCAGCAACGUGAGAAAUAUCUCAAUUCUUCCGUCACUCUGAGCGUCCAAAGGUGACUGGAAGGACAAAUACAUAAAUGUGAAAUCGUUUCCCCCUUAGAGGAGCAGCUUAACUGAUGAAGCCCUAGAGGAGAAAUAAAUGCCACAAGGGACAAAACAACAAUGUUGUCAGUGAUGUUCGCUGGUGUCGCUUGUUUUUUUGGGGGGACUCCCUGCCUGUAGAGCUUACAGUGUGCUAAUUGAAGUGACAGAGGGAACUCGUGCUGCUGGCUCUCGGCCACAGAAGUCUGGUUUCAUGGGCAGACUGCAGCAGACCAUCAUCCUGGAGGAUGCAGUAAAUAUUCCUUUUAGUGGCUUUUUACUGCCGAACCAGGGAGGCAGUGUCUAACUUUUUAAGCAGCUCAACAUCAGGUCAAGUUUAUGCCUAGGGCGAAUAAUUCAAGUCGCUUCUGAAGAUACUUUUAUUGUGGGCAUAAAGCGUACAGCGUGACAUGAUAAAGUGAGCUGUUUGUGGUAAAUUUAACUGAAAACAAGCCAUAUGAUAGGCCUUUAAUGUGAAAUAUUAGCGCUGAAUCAUUUACAAAGUUGCUGAAAAUUAUUUUUAAAGUCGUCGCUGUGGCAAUUAUUCAAACAUUUACUGCUUUCAGCUUUUCUAAUUUGAUGUUUUAUUGUUUAAUACGUUAAAUAGUUCUUUGGUUUAGGCUUUUAUUUUGACAGGAUGAGCUAUUUUAAAGAUAUACUUAGGACUGAAGUUAAUACAUCCACCAAACCACCCAACAGUUCCAGCAGAAUGACAGAUUUAACCUUUAAAAAUCCACCCUGGCUGCCUCGGUGCAGCAAAGGGAAAGCCUCUCCUCCUCCCCCCUCCUCCUCCUCCUCCUCCUUCUCCUCUUCCUCCUCGCCAUGACUCCACAUAUAGUGCCUCAUUCCUGUGCUUACAUAAGCACUCCCUAAGCAGAUGGGUGAGGUCAGAUCACAGGGUGUUUGUGACAAGUCAGAGCAAAGAAGAGAUGUGGCACUGUCCUGUGAAUUCCUUUGUUUCUCCCACUGCACAGAGCCGGGAAGCACAGAGGGCAAACAUUAUGCUCAUGUCAGCUAUUGAUUCUGCGGACCGGAGGAAGAAGAGGAGGAGGAGGAGGAGCAGAAAGAGGGGAGGGGGGGGACACACACAACAGAAGACAUAUUCUCUUCUCCCUGUUUUCCCCCUUCCUCCCUCCCUCCUCAUCAGUAUGCUUCAAGGAGUCAUGGCUCCCAUCACGCCAUCUUUGCUCCCUGCGUCCGGCCACUCUUGUGGUCAGCAAACACAUCUCUGAACGUUCACUUUAACUGAACUAAGUAGUGACCUUUUUCUUUUUUUUUUCCUGAGGACUUAAACGCAACAUCACAUCAAGCACAAGGUGUUAGUUGUGCGGUUGAGUCCCGUAGAAGUGCCUCAGCUUCUUUCUGGCUGGUUUGUUUAUUAAAUGGUUCAAAAUAAUACACUGACUUACUGAGGAAUUCAGCUGGAGCCCUGGUUGUAGAUUGUCAUUAAUAGGAGCUUUUAGAGUCUACUUCAGCCCAAUUAUCUCUAACCUCAUAGACUGGUAAAGAGCACUCUCAAUAAUGUGCUGCCUGAUAUCUCGCCGCCCUUUUCUCUCCCUCUCUCUCUCUCUAACUCAUUCAUUGUCUAUCUCCAUUUUCUUUCAAUGAGGGGAACUCUGCUUCAGCUUUUUUUUUAAGUGUCAUUAGGCAAAGGACUGUGUUGUAUUACAUCUUUAUCAGUCAGUCGACACAGAAACGGAAAUCCCAUAAAGAGAAGUCACAAAUAGCCUUAAAUAUGACUGAGAGCGCUUGGAGUUAAGUGACAGGACUGUACGAGAUUACCGAUAGUUGUAUGUUUUUUAGGCAACACUUGACUCGACGCCUAUCUCUAUAAUGCAUUAUAAAUACUGUAUAUGUACAAUGCGUCAGAAUCACAUUAUAGCACUGUAUUACUGUAGUUAUAAAGACUCAUGAAUGAUCAUGAUGCUUUAUAGCAAUAAUUAUAACACAUUAUAAAGCAUUUUAUCGUGACUUACAAGGUCAGGUAUUAUAAUGUGUUAUAACUGUUAACCACUUACAAUGACCACGUAGGUAAUGCAUUAUACAUACAUUUAUGAUGUGUUAUAAUUUGCUUAUAAACUUGUAUAACUAUCAUUUUAAACACUCAUUAAUUAUCAUAAGGCUUUAUAACAAUAAGCAUAACACAUUAUAAUACCUGACCUUGUAAGUCAUGAUAAAAUGCUUUAUUAUAUGUUAUGAUUAUUGCAUAAAGCAUUUUAUCAUUUAUGAGUGUUUAUAACUAUCGUUAUACAGCGCUUUAACAUGAUUUUAACGCAUUAUACAUAUAUUUAUAAUGUGUUAUAGAGAUAGACGUCAAGUUAAUUUAUGAGCAGUAUUCUGUGCCUGAAAGUAAAGUGUCAGCUGAUAGGAAACCUAGAAUUUAAGAGACACUGCAUUGAGGUCUAGUGCAUCAUAGAUAAAACCUUUUAAGGGCUUUAUGCUCACUGUUUAUAACACUUUAUUAACAUUGCUAUAUGCUGUUCUGAAUGCUUAUAAUCACUCAUAAGGGUGGUUAUAAAGCCUUAUUGAUGCGUUUACAAGUACGGGUGUCCUGAUACAGCUUUUUUUUAACCUCCGGUACAAUACCGAUAUUGUAGCCUUCAGUAUUGUCCGAUACCGAGAUUGAUCGGAUAUUAGCACAAACUUUUACAUGACAAGUUUUUCUCUCAGCUGCAACGUCUUUUCGGACUUAAACGAAAAAUACUACCACAGGGCCGACAUCAUUCCUACUCCUUGGUAUCUUAGUACACACUGUUGUUGUGAUUACAUGCUGGAUCCAGGCGCUGCUAGCUAGAGGGGCCAGAGUGGAGUCUGGAUUGACUGCCUGUAACAGAGUGCUGAUAUCGGACAUUUUAGAUGCAGGCCGAUAUCAGUUUGAUAUUUGAAAUUUUGCUGAUAUCAGAUCGAUAUCCAAUAUCAAUAUCAUAUCGGGACACCACUAUUUAUAAGGCUUUAUAAAUGUGCUUAUGUUGCAUUAUAAGAGGUGGGUCCACAUCAAGUGUGACCAAAUACUCCAGUAAAACUUGGAACAGGAUAAAUCCAUGAGGAUCCAGUGAAAAACAGGCGUGUUUUGCAUUGUCAUAUGUAUGCCUCUGUAACAUAAUGAGAUUAAAGUGUAGGUGUUUACAGAUGUGUUGUUAUCGGAAAUAUUUAGAAGCUCAUCUUUAACCUCUCGGACCCUGAAGCAUGUGUUUUAUAGAGUUGGAAAGUUAAAAUCGUGUAUGUCAGAUGUGUGAUGGUCUGUAACCAUUUUCCCUCUCUCUGUCUGUCUUCUUUAGGCAGGGGCCUCCUCCAUGUGGGCGUCAUGCUGUGGGUUGCUGAACGAGGUGAUGGGCACGGGCACGGUGCGGGCGCAGCAGCCGGGGUUCGGAGCGGGGGCCGGGCCCUUCCGCUUCGCCCCCAGCGCUGGGUACUCCACCUACCCCCCCACCAGCUCAGGGAGCGCCGGACAGCUGUGCAAGGCCUGCGGACUGGCCUUCUCUGUCUUCAGACGCAAGGUAAACCACAGUAAUUUGACGCCCAAACCUCACCCUCUGUCCGUCACUGCUGAGCUCUUUUCUCUGUCAAGUGUUUGUUUGGACUAAAAACCAGCUGCCAGGUUUCACUUUCUGUCAGCGCUUUAAAAACCAUCAUGCAGAGAGGAAACCUGCCUCAGUAAUCCCUCACAGCCAAGGUUUAGUCAGCUGUUUUCUCUGUCUGAAUUAUGUAACCAUCGCGUGCACUUGUGAGCAGGGACUCCGCGGUGCAUUCAAGGAAAUACCAGCACUCAUAUUUACAGUCGCUUGUUGGGCAGAGACCUCCAAAUGAUAAUGAUCGUGCUAAAGAAUGAUACGAUAAAAAUAUUUGUAUAUCGUUUUGUUUUGUCUCUACAAAUAUCUACACCACCAUCCUGUUAACAUUUAAUGAGGAUAAAAUAGCAGAAAUAUAAAAAAAUAGAGGCUAGUAAACAGAAGCCAACACAAAGCCACCUAAGGCAGCUCUUGGGUGAUCAUGUUUGAUUUCCUGAAUUUAAAGAAAGAAAAGAUAAGACGUAUCGUUUGAGGUAAGUCAUUUCCAGAUUGAACGUUAAAAAGAAUAAAGCGUCUAUUGGCUGGGCUCUUGUCAUAUGGCAGAAAAACAGUCCAUAUAGAGAGAAAUCGGGCGGUAAUCUGUUGACAUUUCAUUCAUCUCUACAAACAAAUACGGCUCUAAAUCAAAAAAUGUCAACUUCAGCGACAAAGUUGCUUGAUAUUGUGAGUGACACUCAGCGUUAAGAUUUCCCAACUUCCUGGAAUUUCGAGGUUCAAGUUUCAAGCUUUUCAUCGUCACGUACUGCAUUAUGUGAGUACAUACACAGGAAUUGAAAAAAGAUGUUUCCCUUCAGCCCACAGUGCAAAAAUACAGAAGAUAACACAGAGAAUGCAGUCUGGCCUCUGUUUGACCAACAAUCAAGUUGUUUCCUUUAACUGUCAAAAAUAGACCAUGAAUUUUAACUUAUUACAAAUCUGAAUCACCAUGUUGUAAUUUCAGCUAACUUUAGAUUUGUGAACCGCAGGCAGAUCAUUAAGAAAACACUUAAUUGUACAGGCUUUUACUGCUAAAUCAAGCAAGAGAAGAGCUUCUAUUUAAUUUACUAUUUACAGUGAAACUGGGACUCAUCAGUCAUAGGUGGACAGGAAUUUUUCAGGGAAUUUUAAUGACUUUUUUAUUUUUUAUUUUAAUGAAAGUAAUGGCACUAGACAACUCUGACACACAGUCAAUCCUCAGGUUUCAUAUUAGACUGUAAACAAAAGCUGCACAUUGGCAAAGAGGCCUUGGCUCGAAGCCCUUUAUCGCUAUUGAUCCGAGACGUGUAUAAUUGCUAGAUGAUAGCUGAUGGGUCCUUUAAUGGGAAACAAGUAAAAGACACUGUAAGUGAAUUUACAUGCUCAACUAAAUCCAGAGACCUUAUCAGUCAAUGCCACUUUAUAUCAUGGCUAAACUUUAGUUUCUGAAACGUAGUGCUCAGUUAUCAAGGAUUUGUCUCGUUUUUAGCGGCAUUCCCCCCUUGCAGCAGGUAUAGGCAUAAAAAUGAUGAUAUAGGAAUUUUCAGACUUCUUGCUGAUGAUCUUGUUUGCUUUUGCAGCUCAUAAAAUUAUUUUUUUAUUCAAUUAUUUUUCAAAACUAGUUAAAAACUUCACAUGGGAGCUUUAAUUUUCUCAUGAAAUGUUGUAUUUGUAUGAUUUAGGGACGUCUUAGCCAAACUACAAAACGUCUACAUAUGAAGUUGUUAAAAAUUUCUCCUAUUUGACAAUAAAAUUAGUGACAGAUGUUCUUCAAGUGCUCUUUUAUAACAUUGUUUAUGUUCUUUUUAUGGACAUGCAUGUCCUUGUGCAGGUAUUUUUACAUUUGAACACCCUUAAGGUGUUUUUUCAAUCCUGCUCCAUGUUUAGUGUUGACCCAUAAAACUGUUUGUUUGAUGUUUUAUACCAGAAAUUUAAAAGUAAAUAAAUUAGUUUAAAAUAAAAUAAAAUAAACACACCAUGCAUAUUCACUGUGGCAUUUAAACAUGUCAGAGUUUAACAGCAGAGAGUUUCUGUCUGGCAGUCAGACGCUCAGAGACACAGAUGAAACGCUGCAGUUCCACUUAGAUCACUUUAUCCACAUCCACACCCACACAAACACACUGCUUCCGACUCCCCAGACACAUAAACACACACACACGUUGGUAUGUCUGCGUGAAAUUUUUCAUAGUGUGAAAAAAAAAAAAGACAAGCUGGUGGGAUUAUCAACAAACGACUGAAGAAAAGUAUGUGUUGUGGUGUGAAAUCUGCCUCUGGUGGACCAAGGCACAUUUGUGCAGAGUGAUAAGAAAGUGUUCAGAGCUGCGCUGACCUGCUUUCUGCACAUUUAAAGUGUCAAUCCACUCCCUGCUCUCUAUCAGGAGACAGUGUGAAGGCAGUGAAAUGUCAGACAUCACCAGGAGCUCCACAUGGCUUUUUUCUCUUUGCUUUAGUCUUUCCAAGAAAAUGACAAAGCACACAGGAUACAGGCGGCUGUUUCUCAAGUGUUUGUGGUUUCAAGUGUUUCUCUUCAACAGGAGGACUGACCUUGAGGAGACUGACUUUGGGGAAAAACAUGAUUUAGAAAUGUGACAGUUUGGAAAAUCUAAACAUGCAUAUCAUACUGCAUUUAUUAGAGUACCAUGAUAUUGUAGAAUUAUAAGACAAGUGUUGUAGUCAAGUAAGCAAACCUCAAGUCUGAGUCAAGUUCUCAGGGUUCAAGUCUGAGCUGAGUUCCCAUCACCUGAAGAUUGAUAAAGAAGAUUGCUGUUUACUGCAAACUCACUGUAUGAACCUCAGCUGAACACGUGGGAUCUUUAUGAUGUGUAAAAAAACACAUUUCAAGUACUGACUGAUUCCGACAACAAGUCUGGAGAGUUAAAUCAUUGCUCAAGUUACAGCACUCCAGGUUGUUCAUUAAUGUGUACUGCACCUUUUUUAACAGGGAGACACACACAGCUGCAAUUCACUUGCUACUUAUCAGAAUUUUAACUAGCUUUGGCAGCUAACAUUAGCUAGCAGCAUGCUUAGAGUCGUGUUAUCAACAACUACCAGGUGGAGCAACCCCUCACAUUGCUGAUCUUGUCCUGAACAUGUUUGUAAUAUUAGGUUAUAUUUAUUCAUGUUGGUGAUUCCUCUCAGAGGAAUGAAAGUCCACCGUUUGAGUUGAAUGUGCAACUUACAAAACACACACCUCAGGUUCUUCUGAAUAUGCUCUGAAUGCAGAGAUGCAUAUAAGUCACAUUUUUCAUAUUGCUGGUCUCCAUUUCCUGCAAUUUCAUAUUUGAUAUUUUCUGUAUAUGCAGCUUUAGUUGUUUUCAUCCUCAGUUCAUGUGCUUUGAAAUGCACUUUACUCAAUAAAAUAGGUGUAUUUAUGUUAAAGAUUUGUGUCUUUAAAGGUUUCUUUACAAAAACUAAAUUAGCUUGUUUUGCAUUUUAUAAAAGUGGGUCUUGGAUUAGAGGAUUCAUAGCAACAAGCUUAUUUAUUAUUCUUAUAUUUUUUUAUUGAGUUCAUUUAAAGAAUCUCAUUUGUUUGUUUGUUCAGUACAGCUUUGUAAGAAAAAAAAUCACAUUUUUUGUUUGACAUAUCUGGAGUCUAACUCAUAAUAGAUCUUUUGUGUGGAAAAAUUGUUAAAUGCUCUUUUGACAGUCUACUCUGUUUGCCUCAUCUGACACCUACCUGGUUUACAGCUGCUAAAAAUAACUCAUUAGAAAUCGUCGUUUUGCUUUUUAGGUCAUGCUGAAGCAUCAGUAUUAAUUUCAGUCUGUUUCAUUUACAGAGAAACUCCUCACAGGAGCUCUAAACAGUCUAUCAUUGAUGAGUAACUUUCUACAGAUCAGCUUGGCUUCAUAAAUAAUGAACAAUGUCUCAGUACUUGUCUAAACAUACAGCAAAAAUAUGCAGAAAAGAUACGACUGCAUGCAAAAUAAUCCCACUGAUAACAGCACUAUCCACUUUGUCCCCUGUGGCAUUAUAUCAAAACUCUUCAAAGUGUUUUUCAUCCGUUUGUUAAUAAAUUAUGUCUCUUAAAAAAAAAGAUUUUAAUGAAAUGAAUAAAUGAGAGAUUAAUCACAUCCUGAUUCUGCUGGAAGUUCAUAAAUUAUAGUCUUCUCUUAUCACCAGUCUGUCUUAAUAAUACACUGUGAGUAGAUACAACUAGUCAUGUACUGAAGAUACUGAUUGCUCAUUCUGAUGCAAAUGAGAGUGUCUCUAUCAUUAAUUCAAACAGGAGCUUCACUGACUUUGCUUCCAUCAAUUUGGCCCAUUUUUUAAUCUUUAAAUCUUUGAAAUCACUCUCAGUAGACAGUUAAUUUAUUCAUGAAAUUGUAGGAGAAUAAAUAGUUAAAUGUGUUAACAGAGGCCUGUUUAGAAAAGAUCAUCUUUUCAAAACGAGGUUGUUGGAAAUCUUUGGUUUCCUCCGUCAGAAAAGCAAAAGUUCCUGAUCACUUCUUAUUUCUCUUUCAGCACAUCUGCUGUGACUGUAAGAAGAGUUUCUGCGCCCUGUGCUCGGUGCUGCAGGAGAACCUGCGCUGCUGCACCACCUGCCACCUGCUGCGCGGCACCGCCUUCCAGAGGCCGCGGCUCAUGCAGCUCCGAGUCAAAGACCUGCGCCAGUACCUGCUGCUGCGCAACAUCUCUACAGACACGUGCAGGGAGAAAGAGGACCUGGUGGACCUGGUGUUGUGUCAUCAGGGGACGAGGGAAACUCCGGGACCUGUGAUGGAGGACGACGAGGAAGAGGAUGAAGAAGAGGAGGAGGAGGAGGAUGAGGAGGAGGAUGAUAAUGCACAUGAGGAGGAUGAGGAAGAGGAGGAGGAGGAGGAGAGGGAGGAUGAAGGGGGUGAUGACGACACAGACAGUCUGCACUCUCUCCCCAACUCGCAGGCGGCUUCGCCUCCCUCUGCCACACGCUCCACCUCUGAACAGUCGGUACUCUCCGCCUCUCAGGGAGACGUGCUCAGCCCCAGUGACAGCUCAGGGACCACCAGCCAGGUCUGUGUGUGUCUGUGUGUUACAGUCUCAUUUACAUAUGCCAUACUUCCUUCACAUCUGUCCUCAUUCCAUCAAAAAUAACUCAUUUGCAAAUCUGCUUAUUUACAAGUUUCAGUGUGUUCCUGCGGAGUGACUAACACCCUCUCCUGUAUGUCUUUGCACAUUAUUUCAUUUGUUGUAUUUUGUGCUCUUUUUGUUGUGUUGCUAUGAUUUUUGACAUCUCUCCCUGAAAAUCGACCACAUUUGACCGUAUUAUUUCCCUCCGUUCACGUUGGAAAAGCUCAGGUUUGCAGCCCCAGCGAUCAGCAGCAUGCAAACGUGACAGCUGGAGACAGCUGUGUUAGCCAUGUGUGUGUGUGUGUUUGUGUUUGUGAGUGUGCGCAUAUGUGUGUCUGUGUGUGCUCAGAGCCCUUAGACUAGCCAGCAACGCAGCUUAAGCUCUUUGCCUUUUUUAGGUCGGUUACAUGGCUGAGUCCGUUAUGUAAGAGGCCCACAGGUUGAGAACUCCCCUCAGCGUCACAGCUGCAGCCAAACGACAGAGAUGCUACAGAACAGCCCUGAUCUCACCCCCUCACACAUAAUCCCCUUUUCCCACCUUUGAGUUUCUGGCAUUUGAAAGCUUGAAGAGUUUUGGGGGGGUAUCUAUUUUUGUUAACAGCACAAAAAAAAUGUGUCACAUUGAAGAUGUUUGAAAUUUGUGAACCAUGGGGAAACGGUCUAUCUUAAACCUAGCCCAAUAGAACGCCUGAAACCCAUCCUGCUACUUUAUUUAGAGUCUAAUUUCAGCUGCAAAAGUAUCAUUUUAACUGGAUUUUCAAUAAACACAUGCAGUGGUCUUAUGCUGCUCAUAGUGUCAUAAAUAGGCAGUUUAUUCGACUGUAGCUGACCCUGAGUUGUAUUAAUAUUGCACUUUUUAGUAUGAGAAUCCAUCAGCAAUAAUCUGAUUGACAAAAAAUCUGUACACACAUGCAGUUAACAACCUGCGGAGGAUCAAAAAUGUUCACUUUCAGUAUCAAAUGUGAUUGGUGUCGUAUUGUAAAAAGUUGAGUCAGUGGUGAGAUUUCUUGACGACCUGAAACGCAUCAGAAAUGAUCACCCCUGUCCUCCACUUAUACUGAAGGACAGGUUUGCUGGUAUUAUUAUUUACAAGUCUGCAUCACUUUAUUUUGUUGUAUCUUAAUCGACCUAAAUACUCAAAGCUAUCAACACAAUAAAAUCUUUUUUUUUUUUUUAUACUCGUCUGCUCAAGUGAGCCAGAGUGAAGUGUCUUUGUUACUAUUUACAGUAAAACUGAGACUCACAGCAAACAGAUGAACAGAUGCUACUCUGAUGUAUCAACACUACACUGGCAUCUUUUGUGUAUGAUACCACAGCUCUUAGAUACCCCCCUUUAACAGCAUAUUAAAUUCAAGACAGUCAUUGACUCGUGUUUAAAUAUUGUAUUGUAACUUAAGUAUUGACAUCAAUAUAAGCCAUGUUUAACAACGUCUUUAUAUCUUAACUCAAUAUCUGUGUAUUUCCAUUAUUGGAUACAAAUCCUUUUAAAACAUAUUACUGAUUAAGACAACAUUAGAUUUUAAUUUACUGUAUAUGGAAAAAUGAAUCUGCACUUCUCUCUCUUAAUAUUUCAAUCCCGGUAUUUAUUCUGUUUUACUUGUCUGUCUUAGUAAUUUCAAGUUGCUCGACAGAAAUCCAAAAGUGACGAUAUUUAACUGAGCCAAAUAUUAUUUAACAUUCACAGCAGUCCGUCCGUCCUUUCUCUUCAACAAUGUCAAUAUUUUCUCUUACUAUUACAUAGACACUUUAUUAUCAAUCAGUGUAAAAAACUAUGAACACAAAUUUAACGUGCUUGAAUAUUUUCUGUGUAAAUAUUCAUGAUUUCAGCUGCUUGUUCAGUUUUGAUUGAUUAUUUUAUCUCCAAGUGGGUUUUUUACUCUCACAUGUUGAUGUAGUCAAAGAAACUUUGUGCCCCAGAGAGGUUUGGCACUUUGCACAUAACAGAACGUCUUUUGUUUUUGUCUCCGAGGAGCAAAAGCCUGAAGUCUGUGUGAGAGGAGGCAUCGAGCACCUCAGCGCUGAAAAAAAUACAUUAUUAACAUGAUUUCAGAAACAGGCGAGGAUUUCUCUUUUUACAGUGUAGAACAGCAUGAUAUCACCCAUUUUUGACUUAGUUCAGCUCUUUUGUCGAGCAGAUUAAAGAAUAAAGGGGGCCAUGUCGUCUCUUCAAAGCAUAUAAAUUGUUGAGAUAAAACAGCUGUGCACCAAACAGCGUCUGCUCUUUUCUGCAGCUUCAUUUCCCCUCUUUUCAUCCGGCAAAAUCCUGGCCCCCACCUUCAAAGAGAAUAAUUAACCGCUGAGUUAAGAGCAACAACAAAGUCUCUGUUCUUUUAUUAGAUAUCUGAACCACUGCAGUUUAAAGAACGAGAUCAGUGGGAGCUGUGGAAGUUGUAUUUUAUCGUGGCACUGAUAGUAAUAUGGAGAUGGAGGAAAUUAUACAUGUUUAUCAGGCACUAUGAAUAUGUGAUGGAGUAAAAGGGUGUAGAAAGAUGACCUCAAACCUGCCGUCAAGGUUACAUUCUUAAAGGGAUAUUCUGGCGUAAAAUAAAUUUAGGGUCAAACACACCGUAGCACUGAGUUAGACACCCCCUCGAGAGAUUAAUGUUGCCGACUGCUUGCUUCUCUAGUUAUACCAACUUGCAGGAUAGCAAAACACAGCGGUCUGAGGAGACUCCAAAGGCGCACACUUCAACCAAAAAGCCACUCUAUAGCCACAAAUAAUGCUCAGAACAGCACCUAACUUCAUCAACAGUACAUAUAGGGUCCCAGCCAUAGCAUUAGCCACCAAACAUCUUUUUAACUUUGCCUUAUUUCUUUAGCAAUGGGACUAAAAGCAAAUCACCUACUCUCUUCCAGCAGCCGCCUGUUUGUAGCGAGACCUCGGGCCAGUUCAUUACGGACUACAGCGGGGUGACACAACUCAAGGAAGAACAUUUGUGAUCAUUACUUUAUUAUUCUCUUGAAGUAAUAGUCACCAUAAUAAUAAUUUUGCACUGCAGAUGCUGUAGUUCUUCUGCCUUAGCGUCUCGGUCUGAUUGCAUUUUCAUGAAGAAAUGAUUAUAAAUGUUCUUCUUUGAGCUGCGUCACCCCGCAGCAGUCCGUAAUGGACUGGCCUGAAGCGGCUGCUGGAAGAGAGUAGGUGAGUUGUGUUUAGUCUCUUUGCUAAAGAAAUCAGGCAAAGUUAAAAAGAUGUUUGGUGGCUAGUGCUGUGGCUGGGACCCUAUAUGUACUAUUGAUGAAGUUCGGUGCUGUUCUGAGCAUUAUUUGUGGCUAUAGAGUGGCAUUUUGGUUGAGCGCAUGGCUCUGUGUAUUGCUAUCGUGCGGUCGUUACUAAAGUUUGUAUAACUAGAGAAGCAAGGUCGGCAACAUUCAUCUCUUGAGGGGGUGUCUAACUCGGUGUUUGACCCUAAAUUAAUUUUACGUUGGAAUAUCCCUUUAAAUUAUAGUUCGACCUUGUUCUCUAUCCGUAUGAAGAGUUAAAUGUUUAGAUUGGCUGAUUUUUUUUACAAAAACAUAUUUUUUUCCGUCCUCCACAGGAGCAUGAGGACACUCCAACAGCGUCUCUCUUAAACCUGGAGCCCUCUGAAAACAUGAUGGAGGUACAAGCCUUUUUAAUGAGACUCUGAUGAGGCAUUUAGGGGCACGGUAUGUGUCGGUGACAGCAGCUCUUCUUUUCUGUGCGGGUCGCAGGUCAGUCCGGCGACACAGAGGAGGAUUCGGGCCUCGCUGUCUGAUCUGGAUAAUGAAGAGGCCAUAGAAAACCUCUCCGUCCGCCAGCUCAAAGAGAUCCUCGCCAGGAACUUUGUCAAUUACUCGGGCUGCUGUGAGAAGUGGGAGCUGCUGGAGCGAGUGCAUCGACUCUACAGAGAAGACAAGCAGAACAGGAAGUCCAGUAAGACCUUCUUCUUGAACUUUUUACAUUAUUGCAUCAAAAUAUCGACAACCUUAAUAUUCUUUUUGAUGAAAACAACACUUUUUCUCUUUUCUUUAGUGGAAAAUGUCAGCAUAACAGCAGGUAACUACUGUUUUUCACCAUUAUGUGUUGAAAUUAUGUCAUUAUCUUACAAUUUAACAUAUGAAAUUAACAUGUAUGUGAUUUCAAUGCUGCUACUUUACAUCCAAGAGUACACUUUAUUCCUAAACUAAUAGAUUGUCUUUAUUAUUGCCCAUUUUUAUCUAUAAAGUGGUUGCAUAUCCUCCACCUCUCUGCAACAGUGGAGUUGGAGGUAAGAUUUCUUUAACAAAAAAACACCUCGCAGCUCCAUCUCCUUCAUAAACACUGACAUAAACCAUCAGUAGAGGCAUGCUGAAGCAUCUUCAUCCACUUAGUCAUUUAUCUCAUCCUACACAUGAUCAUAUUAUGGUCACUCAAGUCAUUACCUCCUGACUGAUUCACUGUGUUUGCAUUCUGUCGCUCCCUUUUCCAGUCUGGCGUAUCAUUUCAUCUUAUUUUGAAGGGCAUCCCCACAUCCUGCCAUAAUGCACUCUCUGAGAGCUUUUACCUUUUGACGAGCUGUGGCAUUAUUUUAUUGGCAGCAUGUCUCCAUCAGGUGUAAUUAAAUUAUGAAGCUUCCUCAAGAAUCUCUUGUUGACAUGAAGGGCUGAAGGAUCAUAUUAGCCCAUUAGAUCAUAUACUAGUUAGACAUAUACGGUACAUGCAGGGACAGCAGACAGGAUGCAUAUGGAUUCGUAUCCUGUCUGCUGUCCUCUGAGCUGUCAAUCACUCAUCAUGUGUGAUGAAACAGGUUUAAACACCCACAUUUGACUACAGACUGUCUGUGAUUCUCUUAAAAGCAGAAUAUAGGGGAGACCGGGGAUUGUUGUCACACUUUUUACACUCUUGUAUAUUUCUUGAAAUCAAUACAUCAUAUAUAAACAAAAUGUGUACCAGAUGAAAGACCAAAGUCUCAGGUAUAUAUUUCGUAUUCAUGUCAUUUUCAUACCUUGUGUCAGUGCAGAGUUAUAAACAAUCAAAUAGAGAGUGUGAACAUGUGACAUGUUGCCCCACCAUCGGGUAAAAUGUCACAGUGGAUUUUGGAAUAAAACAAGGACAAAACUAUUGUUCUCAUUUUUUUACUUGAAAGUGAACAUCAGACACAAAAAAUGUUUAUCAUUGAGCUUGAAAAAGUCAUUGAAUGUCCACAUGUAUCACUGCUAGGAUUUUUAUCUGGAAGAAGUUUAUUUUAAAAUAUAUAAAGUUUUGGAGGUUUGUUUUACUUUGGGUUGUGCGAAAUGGUUAAUUGGCGCUCAUCUCAGCUCUCAAUGUGCUCGUCUCUUCUCAGACAGGACACGACCCCUGACUAUGUAAAGGAAGAAAACUAAUAUUCCACUUUUUAGUUGCGCCCUCUGGUGGCAAAGAUAAUUGCAAUGUGACAACUUACCCAUGUGACAACAAGCCCGGUCUCCCCUACUUGGUCUAUUACAGCUGCCCUUGUAAUUUAACCAACUGUAAUCUUUAUUUAUAUUGCACCAAUUCACAACAAAUUUUAUCUCAAAAGGCUUUACAAAGGAUUUGGUCUAAACGGUACUCUUUUUGAUAUUUACAGGAAGACCCAACAUCAUGAUAGGGUACAAGUCCCAUCUUGUUAGAUCAGACCAACUCUGAUCCCAUCUUUGUUAGCAAUAAAGCGUAAAAAUUUGCAGAAUUUAGAGAGUUACAGUGGAGAGGAAUCACUUCAUCUCAACAGGCAGAGACCUCGAGCAGAACCGGACUCAUGUUAGACAGUCAUCUGCCAUUAUUGCAUUGGGUUUAGAGAGGGGGCAGAGGAAGAUGCAGAAAGAGUGAGAGAAAAAGAGACAGUCCUGCGUUAAAGCUCGUAAGAAUAUAUUUUGAACAGUAUUCCCGUAAUCAAAACAGCAAAUUACUGUAAAAUGAAGGUAUUUAACAACAACAACAAAUAACAGCAGAUGACUUAUAUCACGUUUGAGAACCUCAAAAGGCUCUGUUAAUUUAAUCUUAAUAAAACAUUAACUCAUACUGUUUUACUUAAAGGACAAGAAUGGAAAAAAACAACUCAGUCCUACUUAAAAACAUUUUUAAAUCCUAUUUAUUUUUGUAAUUUAGGUCAUCAGAAAUAUUUAAAACCAUUUGCAAUCAUUUCAAAAUAUUUUUUUCCUUUUUUGAAAUGAUAUAAAAAAGAUCAACCACCAAACUGAAAACAAAUCUUAAUUUUUAAAGAAAAUUUUAAGCCAAAUAGGCAAAAGAACCUGCUAAAAGUACACUAAAUAAUGUGUUUAUGUGGAUUUCAUCAGUGUAUCAUCACCUGUCUGCUAAGUUUCUUUUUUCCCGCCUUACCUUCAUCUUUUUGACUUUUUCAUCAAUGCCAGUAAUAUUUCCACUGCAGUUCUUUUCUGAACACGUGAAGUUUUAGACGAAUCUGUAAUCUUUGUCUGCACAUAAAUAUCUGAGCCCUCUACAGUUUACUGAGUCUGCAGAGAACCGUUGUGUGUUUCUGUCCUCAGAUGGUGUCAAAGCUCAGCUUGCGGCUGAUGAAAACCUGUGUCGUAUCUGCAUGGACGCCAUCAUCGACUGUGUGCUGCUGGAAUGUGGUCACAUGGUCACCUGCACCAAGUGUGGAAAGAGGAUGAGCGAGUGCCCGAUCUGCAGGCAGUAUGUGGUGCGGGCCGUGCACGUCUUCAAGUCUUAAAACUCUGUAUGUGUGUGUCUGUGUGUGUGCGUCAGAGGGGAACUUCUCACUGAGGAUGAACUGCUGUGCAUGACGUCUUGCGGGGUCUGAUGCUGCAGCGGGCACGAGGUCUCUGGAACCAGACUGUUGCCUCUUGCCUACCACGGUUUGUUCUCCUUUACUAACUCAUGUGUCCGACCCACUUUUCCUCCUCCUCCUGCUGCACCAGGACCCUCUUCCUCAUCGGUAUGAUGAAAACACAGGAGAGACCGCCUGCCAUCACUUUCAGCUCUCUGUUCUCUGUUUAGUUUGACUCACAGGAGAGGAAAGGAGGAGAGAGGAGAGGAGAGGAGGGGAAAGGAGAGUGGAGGCAGUCCCGUGGACACCUAAAGAGGAUCAGAUUUCUCUGUGUGGCAGAGAGAAGCAGUAUGAUAAAAAAAUAUAAGAUCCCAGGGUUAGAGUCAAUAUGGUUUACACAGUCAUGUCACAUGACACCGUGUUAUCUCCCUCAGUGUUCUUUAGGAUGUGCAAUACCAGAAAAAAAGAGACUUACACGUGUUUUUAAGAAAAAUAUCUAUCUGUAAAUCUGACUACCAUGCACCUAUAGCCAUCUCGUCUAAGCCACAGAGGAUGUGAGGUGCCAAACGUCAUGCCUUUGACCCAUAUUUGAUUAAGAUUUCACAGUUUGUGUAUCCAUUUACCAGCAAGCUUGGUGUGAUAGUUAACUCGUUACUUACAUUUUAGGGGAACAGAGUGUGAACAAGUUACAUAUUUGGGCACUUUCUUUGUGAAGGAUGUGACUGUUCUGGCAUUUCCUUCAAAUGAAGCGCACAGAUUGAAUUUCUGAAGAGGAAGUGACCAGUGGAAGAGCUGAAAUACAUUCCUGUAACAUUUAAGAAGAGUGACAGUUCACAGGUCGGCUCUGUUCCAUGUAUGGUGGGGUAUUAGGACCACAUGGGAAAAAAUACAAAACUGAGAAAAAGUUGCAAUGCAAUGAUGAUGAAGUUGUAAUAUUUUGAGAAUAAUGUGAUAUUAUAACAACAAAAUAAACGUAGUUUUGUGUGGAAACAAACUUGUAUUAGAGGAAUAGUCCGAUUUUGAGAAACAAAUCUUUACGAGAAUAACUUAUAUGGUUCAAGGAACUGGGCCGUCUGUAUGUGAAGUGCGGGAUGAACUGCUAAACUAACUGCCCCCCUUCUACAUUUUUCUUUAUUUGUUUAUCUAAAGAGUAGAGGAUGUAGCAAAGGGUCAAGGUCAGGUGUUGAACACGCGACCAAUGCAAUGAGCACCAGAGCCUCUGAGCGUGAGGCACACGCUUUAACCACUGAGCUAAACUGGCACCCCUGAAGUAAAACUAAGGUAUAUGUUUCACAAAUAACCAAAUACUCUCACCUUUGGCACAUCAGCACCACAUCAUCCAAAGUGUCAGGACGCUGAAAUUUGUGGGUCCUGCAGGGUGCAGACUUGUGAUGUCAAAGCUUUUGUCUCAUAAAAUUACAACUUUAUUUGAUUGAUUUUACAGUUUUUUUCCUUUUAUUAUUCAUAUGUUUUGUUUUAACGUGGCCCAUCAGCAGUAUAACUAAAAAAAAUAAAAGGAACCUCCUAAGUCAAGGCUGGACUUUAAACCGCAUGUCAUGAGCUUCAGACGUCAUAGAGACAGGUCAGCAAAGAAGGGUCACAUAUUUCAUCUCUUUUUCAAGGGGCAGACCGUGAUUUGCAGCCAAAAACUCCAGAGAAAACCCGAAAGAGGACUUUUAUUUUUUGAUUUUUUGACAGUUUUUCAUUUAUUUUUUUUCAACAGUAAUUCUUCCUUCCUCUCGAAAAAACUUCCACCAAGCAAUACCAUCGAGUUUCCACGUCUACCAAGUGUCUUUCUUUGGUUGUGUUGUCCACUAAUGUGUUGAAUCUUAGGUAGGUAACGGGUGCUACUUCCUCUGUUCUGAGUGUAACGUCGACAUACCUGUAAAUGUCACGGCGACCUUCCAUCAUGCAUUGAGAGGUAGAGGAAGCCUGGUUUACUUUAACCUGUUAUGCAAACUUAACACUUUUGUUUUCUCGUCUUGACAUCCAGGUAACUCACUCAAAUAUCUGUGUACAGUAUGCCUGUGCUAAAAAAAAAAGAAGCUGUUAAGUGAAUUGCAUAGAUAGCUUAUAUUGUUGUUUAUUUAAAAGAUAUUAAAUGUAUAUUUUUCCAUUUACUUCAGCAACAACAUGAUUUGAAAUUCUAAUAAUUAUUAUGGAGGUUUAGAAAUAAAUAUGACAUUUUUCAGAAUGUACUACUGCUUGUUCGGGUCGGGUGAGUUUCUCUUAUCGUGUCCCUCUCUCAUCAUUAAAAUUGCAAGUCAUAGUUUUUUGGUUUCCAGCACGUUUUUUUUGUCAUCGUCUGCUUGAGAUCCCAACGUGACACCGACAUCAUGCACUGUAACAAACCCUGUAACUCUGUAAGUCUGUGUGUUGAUGCUGCUGUUUCUCCAAGAUGUCAUUCACGGGCAGCUACAGUUUUACCAGAGUAGGAGGUCAUCGUGAGCACUCAUAAUCCUGGAUCUUUAUAUUUUGGAAUGUUGAACCUUUUUAUUUUGGUAAACCAGAGAAAAUGAUUUAUUAGAUUCAAUAAAAUGCAGUAUUACAAACCAGAAA
Xyrichtys novacula (pearly razorfish) is the source of this 23486-nucleotide messenger RNA. NCBI's taxonomy places the organism in Eukaryota, Metazoa, Chordata, Actinopteri, Labriformes, Labridae. The record is from the annotation of a GenBank genome assembly.